Molecule: messenger RNA, 703 nt
Organism: Calliphora vicina (urban bluebottle blowfly)
Lineage: Eukaryota; Metazoa; Arthropoda; Insecta; Diptera; Calliphoridae
Gene: boca
Product: LDLR chaperone boca
Exons: 2
Coding region: 58-597 (179 amino acids)
Biological process (GO): protein folding
Source: RefSeq, a predicted model, not a curated record
AUUAAUUAAUAUUGCUGCGGAUUUUCGAGAAAUAUUUUCGAUUCUUUUUAUAGUAAAAUGAAUUACAUUUACUUUUUUCUCAUAGCGAUUUUGUCAGUAACAACAGCAAAGAAAUAUAAGGAUGAUACCAAACCCGAGUGGGCCAAAAAAGAUAUAAGAGACUUUAAUGAUGCCGAUUUGGAAAGGUUGUUAGAUCAAUGGGAGGAGGAUGAAGAUCCAUUAGAACCUGAUGAGUUACCAGAGCAUUUGCGCCCUCAACCUCAGAUAGAUCUCUCAAAAUUGAAUUCAGCUAAUCCUGAAGAGUUGCUUAAAGUCUCCAAAAAGGGGCGAACACUUAUGACUUUCGUGUCCGUUGAUGGAAAACCUACUCGAGAAGAAGCUGAAACUAUUACCAAGCUAUGGCAGACUAGUCUAUGGAAUAACCACAUACAAGCCGAGCGUUAUAUGGUUGAUGACGAUCGUGCGAUUUUCAUGUUCAAAGAUGGUUCUCAAGCAUGGGAUGCUAAAGAUUUCUUAAUACAACAAGAGCGAUGCAAAGGUGUGACAAUAGAAAAUAAGGAAUAUCCCGGAACCUAUAAUAAAAAAGAAGAAUUAUAGAUACGGACUACGAAAAUUGGAAAAUUUAUUUAAAACCAUAAUAUUACAUUGAAAUGUGUUUUGCAUUUAUGUAUAUACGAACAAAUAAAAAUAUUAAUUAAGUUAA